AUGGGUAUAUAUGGUUCCAAGCCUCGGAAACAAGCACGGGUCCUGAUGCUGGGCCUAGAUGGUUCGGGUAAGACCACCUUGCUCUAUAAACUGAAGUACAAUGAGAGUGUGGUGACGGUGCCAACUGUGGGCUUCAACGUGGAGAUGCUGGAGACAGACAGGAGCAGCCCGGGGCUUACAGUGUGGGAUGUAGGUGGUCAGAGGAAGAUGAGGCUUCACUGGAAGCAUUUCUAUGUUGACACAGCCGGAGUUGUUUUUGUGGUGGAUGGCUCGAACCAGAAAAGACUGGAGGAGGCCCGCAAGGAACUACAUCGGGUCCUGAGGAAUGAGAGUCUGAGAGGAGUUCCUCUUGUGGUCCUCACCAACAAACAGGAUCUUCAUGGAGCUCUAAGUUCAGAAGCGCUUUGCCUGAGUCUGGACUUGAGAAGAGUGUGUGAGGGCAGGGCAUGGUUCAUCCAGCCCUGUUCAGCAACCACCGGCAUGGGACUAGAGGAAGGUUUCAGGAGGAUGGUCUAUCUGAUGAAGACUCCGCUGAAACAGACUCAAGAAGACAUUAAGGUUAAGAUGAAGGCUAAGGGCUUCAGUAUCAAAGCUUUGCUCUGUGGUUGUUACAGAUGA
This is a messenger RNA of Scomber scombrus (Atlantic mackerel), 618 nucleotides long. RefSeq names its product ADP-ribosylation factor-like protein 14. Gene Ontology annotation, cellular component: cytoplasm. NCBI's taxonomy places the organism in Eukaryota, Metazoa, Chordata, Actinopteri, Scombriformes, Scombridae. Gene Ontology annotation, molecular function: GTP binding; GTPase activity. Gene Ontology annotation, biological process: vesicle-mediated transport; intracellular protein transport. Bases 1 to 618 code for a protein of 205 amino acids. The transcript is spliced from 2 exons. The record is from RefSeq and is a predicted model, not a curated record.